Messenger RNA from Helianthus annuus (common sunflower), 1698 nucleotides. RefSeq lists its product as uncharacterized. The record is from RefSeq and is a predicted model, not a curated record. The transcript has a single exon. Bases 1 to 1698 code for a protein of 565 amino acids. Lineage: Eukaryota; Viridiplantae; Streptophyta; Magnoliopsida; Asterales; Asteraceae.
AUGACAAACACUCGUCAACAAGAAAUGGAGAGAUUUGAGAAAACCCUAAAAGAGCAUGGGCAGUGGAUUCAAAAUUCACAGGCAAUUCAUGAAGAUAAUCAAGCUGCAAUAGCUCAAUUGAAUCUACAAUUGCAAUCAAUGUUUGAAAACUUGAAGAACCAAUUGGAUGAAUUCCAAGGUAGAACCAUUCAAAAUUCAGUUCAAGAACCUCGAUUAGCAAGAUUGGGCCGUUUGGAUUUUCCAAAGUUUAAUGGUGAAGAUGUCGAUGGAUGGAUAUACAAAUGUAAUCACUUUUUUCUGGUAGAUAAGACCCCGGAACAAUCAAAGGUACAAUUUGCAAUAGUGAAUUUGGAAGGAUUGGCUUUAAGAUGGCAUCAAGGGUUCGUUGCAAGUCAAGAUAGGCCAAUAGAAGCGAUUCCUUGGGCUGAUUAUGUUAGAUCUAUUACAGCAAGAUUCUCUGAUAAUUUGUGGGAAGAUGCAAUGGAAGAGAUCAAAAAUUUGCAGCAAACGGGUUCAUUAAGUGAUUACUGUAAUGCUUUUGACAAUUUGAUGACAAAAGUGGUAUUAUCUAAAGAAUAUACGGCUAGCUUGUUUGUGGGAGGUUUAAAACCAGAGAUAAGGUGUUUAGUUAAGGUUUUUAGACCAAGAACCUUAAGGGAGGCAUAUGCUAUGGCAAAACAGCAGGAUAAUGUUCAUACAACUUUGUUUGGAACCAAGAAGGUUGGGUCUUCUUUAAGUAGUCAUUCUGCUAAUACAAGCAGUUUUACACCAAGAAAUUCCACUGUAAGUGCUACACUGCCUACUCCUCCAAAUAAGUCAUUAAAAACUGUUAGAAGGUUAUCCACUAAAGAAGCAGAUGAAAAAAGGGCUAGGGGAGAGUGUUUCUUUUGCCCUGAAAAAUACUCUGCUACUCACAAGUGUAAAAAUAGGCAGUUAUUUGUUAUUGAAAUUUUAGAUGAUGAUAACUGUGAAGGGGAUGAGGAACAAGUGGAAAUAGUAGAUGUUGAACGACAGCAGUUAGAAAGUGUUAUACGACCUCAUAUUUCAAUUCAUGCUAUCAGUGGAAUCCCUUCUUAUUCCACUAUGAGGGUCAUAGGUUACAUUGGCACUAGGAAACUGCACAUCUUGAUAGAUUCUGGGUCAACACAUAACUUCAUUAAUGAGAGAUUAUCCAUAAAGUUGCAGGGCAGCACCUGUGCAGUACCUUCUAUGAGGGUAACAGUAGCUAAUGGUCACCCCAUCUGUUGUGGGCAAAUCUGUAAGAAAUUUAAGUGGAUGAUGCAGGGUAGUUGGUUUGAAGCUGACAUGUAUUUGAUUCCUUUGGAAAGCUAUGACAUGGUCUUAGGCAUACAAUGGUUAUCAGCAUUGGGAGAUAUUGUGUGGAAUUUUAAAAACUUAGGCAUGGAAUUCCAGUUUAAUGGUAUUAAACAGGUCUUGAAAGGGAUAACCAAUAGUGGAGUGAGUCUAUGUUCUGUAGAGAAAAUGGAUCAAAUGUUGGGCCAUCCUGAUCAAUUGAUUGAAUCUCAAAUGUUCAGCCUCCAGUUGUUAACUGUUGAAGGCCAAUCUGUGCAUAGUUCUCAGGUGUCUAAUGUAAUUGUUGACCCUAGGAUUGCUAAGUUGCUAAAGCAAUUUGAGGAUGUUUUUCAAGAGCCUAAAUCAUUACCUCCAACUAGGGAUUGUACCAUACAAUUCUUUUGA